CUCCCGUUCGAAUUUGUUUCCAACCUAUCAUUUUAGGGGGGGGUUCUGUUGAGAACGUGAGAUUCGCGGCUCCAGCUCUUGCUUCUCUCUCUCUACCUGGGAUUUGGAGCAAGGGUUCUUUGAUCGUUCCGGAUCGGUUGAAUCGCUCGAAGAUGGCCGAAUCCAUCCACAAAUCCGAUGAAAUCAGCCAGGAGGGGGGAGGGCCGAAGCUCAAGUACCUCGAUUUCGUGCACGUGGCGGCGAUCCAGGCGGUGGUGUGCUUGGCGAGCGUCUACGACUUCGCCAAGGAGAACUCUGGCCCGCUGAAGCCCGGCGUCCAGACCGUUGAGGGCACCGUCAAGACCGUCAUCGGCCCCGUCUACGAUAAGUUCCACGAUGUCCCCCUCGAGUUCCUCAAGUUCGUCGAUCGUAAGGUGGGGGACUCGGUGCGGGAGCUGGAGCGGCACGUGCCGUCGUGCGUGAAGUCGGCGUCAGCCCAGGCGUACACGGCGGCCCAGAAGGCCCCCGAGGUGGCGCGGUCCGUCGCCGGCGAGGUCCAACGUUCGGGGAUGGUGGCGACGGUGGCCGGGAAGGUGAGGGCGGCGGGCAAGCGGUACGAGCCGGUGGCCAGUGAGCUGUACAAGAAGUACGAGCCAGUGGCGGAGAAGUACGCUGUGGCGGCGUGGCGGUCACUGAACCGUCUCCCGCUGUUCCCCCGGGUGGCGCAGAUCGCGAUCCCCUGGGCGGCGUACUGGUCGGAGAAGUACAAUCGGGCGGUGGGGUGCGCAGCGGAGCGGGGAUACGCGGUGGCGCGGUGCAUGCCGCUCGUCCCCACGGAGAGGAUCGCCAAGGUGUUCGGGAACGAGUCGCCGGGGUCGCCGGUGGCUGCCGCAGCGGCGGAGUGAGGCUUGACGGUGGUGCAUGGGAAUGCGGACUCGAUAACGAUGGCAACCUUUGAAGACGUUUGAUGUGAAAACUAUAAAAAGCUAUGGGGUCCGGGUACGAUGGAUGGGCUUCCUUGUAAAGCGUUUUUAAUGUUUUAGCUUAUCUGAGCGUUAUUGUGCAGGCUCAAAGCUGAUCGUGGUUUAAUAAUAGUUGUGGAAACUUAUUAGCAGUUGAUAUUAUAUAAACUAUCAAAUUUUGUAUAAUAUUGUGGCCGAAUUGAUUCUGGGAA
Elaeis guineensis (African oil palm) is the source of this 1153-nucleotide messenger RNA. RefSeq names its product stress-related protein. The record is from RefSeq and is a predicted model, not a curated record. NCBI's taxonomy places the organism in Eukaryota, Viridiplantae, Streptophyta, Magnoliopsida, Arecales, Arecaceae.